Messenger RNA from Centruroides sculpturatus (bark scorpion), 16973 nucleotides. It is a transcript of the gene spen, whose product is annotated as protein split ends-like. The transcript is spliced from 15 exons. Gene Ontology annotation, biological process: regulation of alternative mRNA splicing, via spliceosome. The record is from RefSeq and is a predicted model, not a curated record. The coding region runs from base 365 to 14782 and encodes 4805 amino acids. Lineage: Eukaryota; Metazoa; Arthropoda; Arachnida; Scorpiones; Buthidae. Gene Ontology annotation, cellular component: nucleus. Gene Ontology annotation, molecular function: mRNA binding.
UUAUGGCAAGGUACAGAGUGUAAAAAUUCUUCCUAAAAAAGAUGAUGAUAAUGGUACUGGUAUUAGUGCUACUGUUGCAUUCAUUGAUAUCAAAUCUGCAGCCAAAGCACAUAAUGCAGAAAAUAAAAUAGAAGAAAGGACUUUAAAAACUGAUUAUUAUGAACCACCUGCUUCUAGUACUGCUAGUUCAGCAAUAUUCAUUCAUGAAAGGGAUGAUUCUUUAGUAAGGCCAACCACGGGUGUUUAUACUGCAGCUCGACCAUCGCGCUACCAACAUGGCCUUACUGAAGAAAGAACCUAUGAACGGGCUAGCGGACAUUAUUAUGAUAGGGUUUCAGAACGUGAAUCUUACUUGAGGCGGUCCAUGGGCAUGGGAUACCAUGACGAUGAUAGUUACCAGGGUCGUGGGAAAUCAAGAGACAGGUAUCAGAAAACUUCAAAUAAUACUACAGUAUACCAGGACGGAUCUGAUAGAACUCAAAAUCAUUUUCGUGGCCAUAAUGCUACUAGACAGCAUUUUGAUCAACAAAGGUAUCCUAGUGAUCAGUACAGUGAUGAAAGAGACUCGACAUCAAAUGUAAAUCGUUUAACACGGAGGCCAAAUACUUCUGCAACUUCAACAGUUGGUUCUACUGUUGCAUCCCCACCUCAUUCUAGGAGCGGCAGUCGGCAAAGGCAACAUAAAAGAAGAUCUCCGUCACGCUCACCUUCGGGUUCUAGAUCAAAUUCACGUUCACGAUCUCGAUCCAGGUCAAGGAGUACAAGUGGCAGUCAUUCGUCCAGUUCCUCCUCAAAACUACGCAGUAGUUCAAGUGAUAGCAGUAGUAGAUCUCGAUCACCUUCAAAAUCAAGAUCACCUGCAGCUUCCUAUGGAAGUCAAGGAAGCAAUAAAGGGGGACGGUCAGCAAGUGCUGUCAGUCUAGUGAACACUACUACAUAUUUAUCUUCUACCGUAUCAGCUGCAACAAGUAAUAAUUCUCAGGUGUCUAAUCAACCACAGGGUUGUGUCCCUGUCUCUGUAGAUAGUAACGAGAAAGAUGAAAAAAGGCCAUUGGGUAUCUGUGUAAAAAAUUUACCUGUAAGGUCAACUGAUACAAGCCUGAAAGAUGGCUUAUUUCAUGAAUACAAAAAGCAUGGAAAGGUCACCAUGGUAAAAGUAAUAGGCCAAGGCACAGAUAGAUAUGCAGUAGUGUGUUUUAAAAAAACUGAAGAUGUUGACAAAGCAUUAGAAGUAUCAAAAGACAAAUUAUUCUUUGGAUGUAGAAUAGAGGUAACUGCACAUGAAGGUAUAGAUGGUGAAGAUAAUGAAUUUAGGCCUUUAGAAGCAGAACUUGAUGAAUAUCAUCCUAAAGCUACGAGAACAUUAUUCAUUGGAAACUUAGAAAAAGACAUCACGACAACUGAACUAAGAAAACAUUUUGAACAAUUUGGUGAAAUUAUUGAAAUUGAUAUUAAAAAACAAGGGUCUUCAACAUCAUAUGCUUUUAUUCAAUACUCUGAUGUGGCUAGUGUAGUGAAAGCAAUGAGAAAAUUAGACGGAGAAAAUCUUGGUGCCAAUAGAAUAAAACUUGGAUUUGGUAAAAGCAUGCCAACAAACUGUGUGUGGUUAGAUGGAAUUGCUGACAGUGUUUCUGAGAAAUUUUUGGCACGUCAUUUUAGUCGUUUUGGACCUGUUGGAUAUACUGCUAUUGACAGAGAAAAAGGCCAUUCUCUAAUAUUUUAUGAUUCAGUAGAGUAUGCUCAAAUUGCUGUUUCUGAAAUGCGUGGCCGGAUAUUAGGAGGGAAACGAUUGCAGGUGGAUUUUGCUAGUCGUGAAUGUCAAACAGCAUUUUUUGAAAAAAUGGAGAUGACUGGACAAAUGCUACCAGGAGAACGACCAUGGGAAAGAAGAGAAAGACGAGGAGAAUUUGAAGUCAUCCGAGAUGAUCGGGAAGCACGAGUUGGAUUUGACAGUAGAAAUUAUGCUAGAUAUGAUAACCAGCAACGUGUAACGAGGGGAACAUUUUCACGUGGAACUUUACGAGGGACUUACACUAAAGGAAAAAGUCAGGGAUUUCCAGGAAGAUUUGAUCCUUAUCAUGAAGAAUUUGGAGAUAGAUGGCAUAGAUAUAAUUCAAGGGAUGAUGAUACUGAGGAAGGUCAAAGUCUUGACGGAAAAAAUGAACGUACCAAAUUUGGAGAAACAAUUGAUCGUCAGUUUCGGAAAAAGAGCAAACACAGAAGUAGCAUUAGUGAUCAAGAUAGUCACCAUAGUCAGUCACCACCACAUUCCCGUCAUCAAAGCCGAAGUACUAGUCCACCUGGUUCCAAAGAAAAGAAACUUCAAAAAGAACGUGAAAGAGUUCAUCAUAGAACAAAAAGUCCUAGUAGUCAUAAUUCUUCACGAAUGAGCAGUCCAACAAAAGAUAUUACUCAGAAUGAAUCAAUAGAUGAUAAAGACAUUUGCAGUGAUCAGCGGGAUCUUACAAAACAUAAAAUGACUGAUAAAACUGAGAGAGAAUUUGUUUCUCUUAAUGUACCAAUAUUUUGUUCUAAACAAGAUGAUAGUGUUUUAUCAAAUGAUUUGAAAUUACAAAUUAAGCCAGAUACUGAAUCAUCAAAGAAGAAAAUUCAUUUGGAAAAUGAAUCACUAGAUCAUCUUCUCUCAGGUUCAGAAGCAGCUGGCCGUAUUGAACGAAAAAAGAGACUUUUGUGUGUUUUGAAUCGAGAUUCUAAUUUUAUGGGAAAUCACAUUAAAGAUACCUUAGAUCCAUCACAAUUGAAGAUUCGUAAUGCAUUGAGUGCAAAAGUCACAAAAUCUGAUAGUGGAAUGGAAAGUAUAACAGAAGGAAAUAAUAAUGAAGAAUGUAAGAGUGAUGCAGAAAGUGGAGAAUUACUGGAUGAAGUAUAUCCAAUAAAGAGUAAUACAACUGACUGUACUAAUAGUGAAUUAAAAUAUUUGAAAAAGAAACAAGUUCAUUUGCUUCAUUUACUAGAGCAACUUGGUGAAGGUAUUAGUUCAAGUGAUACAGAGUGCUCUACUGAUAGUGAAAAACCCUCAGACAAAAAGAAAAAACUAUCGGAUUUAAAUCUGUGCACUUCUAGAGAACAAAUUAAAAGUUCUAAUAAGCAAGAUAUGUGUUUAAUUAAUGAUAAUGUGAAUACUAAAGAACCUUUGGUUAUAACAUCCAAACAGAAAGAUGGUCUCAAACAUGAAAAUAGUGAUUCUUUGUUAAGAACAAUUGAUCCUGUCAUAUUGAAAAAAUACUUAGAUCCAAGAAAAUCUGUAGAGCAUCAAGAUCUAGUGAAAACAAGACGCUACUCAACAGAAAAAGACAUUUUAUGUCAUUCAGAUUCAAAUCAGUUAGAUAUUCAUGCUGAUCAAGACAUUCAACCAUUGGUUAGUUUAUCAGAUACAACUUGGAAAAAGCAGACGUUUCCAACAGUAUGUGUAACAACUAUUGAGGAAAAUGAAAAUGAUACCAGAAUUGAUACUGCACUUAUUUCACAUCAAACAAAAAUCAAAAAUGAUGAUGAUGUAGUAGUGACUGAAAUUACAUUAUGUAAUGAUAGUUGUGGAAAUACAAAAACAAACAGAAUUCAAACAUCAAAUUUAGAUACAAGACUGAGCGGAACUAUUCAGCGAUCUCUAUCUGAAUCAGUUUGUUCAAAUCAUGAAUUGAGGAGAGAAAGAGAGAUUAGCCCUCUCUCUUUACCAUUACCAAAGUUUGCAGCAUCUCUACGUUCUCCUAAGAUGUCUCCAAAUCCAUUAUCUUCUCCUAAAAGUAGUGCUGUGAGUCCUAGAGCUGGUCAUUCACCUAAUAUUGUUUUACCUGGAAAAAGUAAUUUCAUACAUGAAAUUUGCAAAGCUGAUAAAACAAAUACCAAAGAUAACCAAGAAGAAAAAUUAGUUGCUACUGCAACUGCAUCAUCAUUAACAUCACAAACAACUGAAACCAAAACAUUAACAGAUUCUGUUUGUAAUCCUAAUACCAUUCAUUCAUCUCAAGUAUUUUUAAAACCACCAGAAACAGAAAUUUCUUCAGAUUCAGAAUAUUCUCCAAUUUCAUCACCAAACCGUCCAUCUAUUGAAGAAAGAAUACGAGCUCUAGAUGAAAAAUUCAAUGCUUGGUCAGGCUCCUCAAGAACUUUUAGUACAUUAUCUGGUGAUACAUCACCUACAGUAACAACUGUGACAGUAUUUUCAUCGUCAUCAUCAUCAACAACAACAACAACAACAACAACUUCAACAACAACAAAUACUUUUGAUUAUCAUAAAUAUAAUAUUAAGAAAAAACCUCGCUUUAAUUUUCUUUCACCUGAAUUUCGCACAGAACCAUCUGAAAUAGUAAAGUCUCUGCUAGCAAAAUCAACAAUUUUUGAUCAAGAUUCAAAGCGAUUAGAACGAAUAAAUGAAAAAUAUGAACCAAAAGAAGUAAAACUAGAUUUUUCACCUAAAACAAAACCAUUAAUACGUACUAAAGCGGCAGCAAAAGAUUUCUCAAGUCCUAUUCAGUCUUUGACCAACACUAUGUCUUCACUAACAUCUACAUGUAAUAUAAAAUAUCCCCAAUUUACUCAGUCAUCUAUCAGUCAUUCUAAUGUUUCACCAGUUUUAGUUUCAUAUACAAGUAAUUCUACAAUGACAAAUGUUUCAUUAUCUACUCAAUGUACCAUUCCUUUUGUUUCAACAACUGUUAGUGCUCCAAUUACAACUAAAGUAACAGAAGAAUUGACAGUUUCUCAACCUAAAUUACCAAUAAAUCACGUUCCUUCAUUAAGUAAAUUAUUAGAAACUAUUAAACCACAAUCAGUGUGGAAGGAAAUUAGUAAUAUUUCAAAUAACAACCAAUCAAAAACUAUGAUAUCUUCUUUACCUACUAAUAUUUUUAAUUUGUAUAAUACAACAAUAAAGAAGGAAUUAAUACCUGUUACAAAAGACAAUAUUUACAUUCCUCUUGUAAAAAAAGAAACAAAAGAAGAUAAAAGUAUUUUAAGGAAAGAUAUUCCAAUCAUUUCAAAUUCAAAAGUUGCAGAAACAAGGCGAGAUGGAAUAUCAACAAUAACAAAAGAGACAACCAUUAAAAAAGAAACAAAUAAUAAAGAAAUUUGUAACCGAAAAGAAAAUAUAUUUUUGAAAGAAUCCAACAUCAAACAAGAACUUUUAUCCUCAGUCAUGCAAGAUUUUCAGUCAAGUAAUAAGAACAGUUCUGUUCCUAACAUUUCAAAAGAAACAAUACCUGCACAGAAUAGUACAACAGAUAACUUAAUCACAACUCAACAAGCUGGAGUUACAAAAAGAAGAGUUUCUUCUAUAGAUAGUAAUGAAUCUGAUUCAGGUAAAUCUGGAAGAUCUACAGAGAUGACAAAAGAAUCCCAAGAUAUUGGAUGGCAGAAGGAUGAAAUAAAAUCAGAAAAUGUAACAGCAGAACCAGAGCAUAAAAAACCAAAGUUAACUCAUGCAAGAAAUUCAGAAAAAGAAAAACAGAGAGAAAAAUCAACAUCUCCAGUUCCUUCAAAAAAAUCAGAAAAAUUAUCUAUGAAAAUGGAGAGAUCUAAAAGUUUAACAUCCAGGCAUUCUAUUUCUUCGAGUAUAGAAAGAGAUGAUUCAGAAUCAAAAUCUCUUGAUAUUAAAUAUAGUGAAAAUAUAAAGGAUAAAAUUAAAUCUGAAUCAAAACAUAAAGAAGAAAGAAAAAAUAAAUGCAAAGAAAAUAAAUCUAACAGGCAUGAGCAUAGGACAAAAUCAAAAUGGCCAGAAUCAUCUAAAUCUUCUGAGAAAACUGAUAAAUCUGUAAAUGUUCUAAAAUCAAAGAAAGAUCAUGAAAAGUAUGAUAAAGAUAAAGGCAAAUUAGAAAGGAAACUAUCAGGAAAUGAUAAAGGAAAGUCAGAGUCUUCAAAAAACAAUAAAAAAUCGGAUGCAAAACACAAUAUGAUUGAAGAAGAACCCGUAUACUUUUCUAUGUAUGAUAAAGUCAAAGCACGUUCAAGUCAGAAUCAGAGUUUGAAAGAUCAAGCCAAAGAUCUUGAAACAGUUAGACAAAAAUUUAAUCUACUGAAACAAAGUCGUGCCAAACGUGAAGAGAAAGCAAAAUCAGUAGAAUUAGAUAGUGAUAAAGAUUCUGAUAUUAGUCAUCAUUCAAAUGAAUCAGAAUCACAGGGAUCUCACUUUCAAAAAGCAUCCAGUUCAAAAAGCAGACAGCCAAGGAAAAGAAAAUUAGUUAUAGAGAGUUCUUCAGAUGAUGAUAUUCAGUCUCAGAACAUCAGAACUGAAGGUUCAAGACAAGACUCCAAAGAUACAAGUAAUGAAUUUACUUCAGAUUUAGAAACAGACUAUAAAGAAUUAACAUCUAUGAAAAAGUUUAAUAUAGCUCAUCAUUCUAAACGUAAAGGCAAGAGAACAGGAAUAUCAGAUAGUGGAAGUUCUGGAUCUGAAGAAAAAAAUACAAAUAAGUCAUUAACAGUAAACAAAAAGAAAACAAAAUUGAGGCAUUCUGUAGAAAAAAUGCCAAAACGACACACUCACAAAUCAGAUUAUGACAGUUCUGAUGGGGAAAUAAUUUCAAAAUCACAAAAUAAAGAGAAAGAACACAAAAGGAAAAAAACUAAAAAGGAAAAAGUGUUUGAACUUAUAAAAUCUGAUUCAGAUGUCUCUGAAAGUGAAGUUCCUAGAAAACUGAAAGAAGAAGAAAAACUUUUAAAAGGAAAAAAUUUAAAAGAAUUUGAAGACGAGUCUUCAUCAAUUGCGGAUGAUAACGUUUCACGGAAUGAAAACAAAGAUUUGCCUACUAUUCAAAAUGAAAAAAAUAAGCAUGAAUCUAAGCCAACUGAAAUUAUUGAUAAAGAACAAAGACACAAAUCAACAUCUAAGAAAAAGAAAAAGUCUAAAAAGUCAUCAAAAAGCAAAGAGAAAAAGACAUCUGAGAAGUCAGCUGAGAUUUCAUCUGAAAAAUCUUCCUAUCAAAGAACUGAAAAUUCAGAAGAAAGUAAUAAAAUCCAAGAAAAGAUAGAAACAAAAGAUGUAUCUCUUAUUUUACCAACACCAGAACCAAGAGAAAAUCCCAUAUCACCUCCUUGUUUGCAGAGUGAAAUUUUAUCAGAUAAUGAUUUUAAAUCAGAUUUUUCAGAUUUUGAUUUUGAUAAUCAGAAAUCGCGAAACAGAUUAAAUUCUGACUUAUGGAAGCAUAUAGAAACAAAAACGGAUUCUGAUACCGACAUUUGUUUAGGAAAUUUAAUUUCUUCUUCCAAAUGUGUCACAGAAAAUUUCUCUUCUAAAGAUCAAUUUGAUAUUCCUCAGUCUACAACAGAUUCUAGUUUGCCAUCCUAUACAGAUAAAGUAGGAGAAUGUGAAUCUAGUGAAAAAUCUAUCAUUCCUCAGACAGAUUAUAAUAAUCAACUUAAUGACAACUCUGACAUUCCUUUUAAUUCUCUACCAAAAGAAUCAAAAGAUAAUUCAGUUAAAAAAGAAGAAUUAGAAAAGCGAGAAAGUGAUAUGGAACCAUCAAAAAAGAAAGAGAAAAGUUUUAAUGAAGUUGAUAAAAAUAAAGAAGAAAGAAAAAAGAAGAAAAGAAAGAAGACAUUGAAAGAAAAAUCUAGAAAAUCAAAAACUGAUUAUGUAGAAACAGUUGAAGUUAUGACAUUUCAACAAAAAAUUAAACCUCCAACACCAGUAUUUGAAAAAAUUAUUGAUGAAGAUAGCAGAUUAUCAAAUGAAAGAUUAGAUGAAGAAAUAGCAGAAGAAGCUCGACGUUUAGAAGAAGAAUUACUAGCUCAAUCAGAAGAAACAAGUACUUUUGGAGAAAGUGAAGAUCCCUGCAAAAAAGAAGAAAAGCUUCAAGAAAGAAGGUUUGAAAAUACCUGUAAAAAGGAAGAGAAACAAGAAAGACGAUUUGAUGAAGAAGCAGUGAAAGAAACUAGAAGAUUAGAAGAGGAAUUGCAAACAGCUAGAGACCCUUGGAAUUUAAAAGAUCCAAAACCUUAUGAUGAUGAUACCAGUCAUGAGUUACAGAUUAUGACUGAUAACAUAAACAAAGAAAAUGAAGUUGAAGUCAAUACCCUUAAUGGAAAAGAUGAUAUUUUUGUUGGUAUUGAACUUGGGUCAAAUUCAGAAAUAGGGACAACACAUUCAGCUACUCAGGAGUUCUUGUUAUCACCAAAUGAUACUGAUCAAUAUAAAUUAGAGGAUAAAGAAGGAGUUUAUGACAUGGAUAAUCAGAGAAAAUUAGAAGAUGAUCUGGCAGUAUCGGCAUUGCUUCAAGAAAUGAAUAAUGAAGAAGUUUCAGCUCCAGAAUUAUCUAAAGAAACUGAAUAUCUAGAACCACUUUUAGAAUCACAGGAAAAUUCUCUGAAUUAUAUGAUACCUGAUGAAAAUACUGGAUCUUUACAAAUAACAGAAUCAUGUCCAGAAAUGCACAUUGAAGAUAAUAUGACACAACAAAAAUGUGAAACUGAAUCAGAAUUUAUUUCUCAAGGAACAGAAGCAUCAGAACUCAUUACUGUAACUGAGGAAAUGCAAAGUAAAGAAAUAUCAAUUAAGGAAGAAGAAGUUUUAGUUGAAUGUAAACUUCCUGAAAGUAAUGAGGAUUCAAUAUCUAUUUCUAAUUCUGAAGAAAUUUCAAAACAACAGGAUCUAAUAACAGAAAUAAAACUGGCCGAAACAGAAUCAGAACAAAUUGAAAUUACACAAAAUGAUUUUGAAUUAUUAGAAGCACCCAAUUCAUCAAUAAAAUUUGAAACUGAUAAAAAUAAAAAUGUACAAGAAGAAAAGAAGGAGGUGCUUCAUCAAAACAAUAAUGAAGAAAAAAUCUGUGAAGUUAAUAAUGAAAAAAUUACUUUUGAUGGAACAGCAGUCAAUUCUACUAUUGAUGAUAAUCAUGAGAAAGAAGAACCACCUCCAACAUUGGAAAGAGUUGAUAAUGUUGAAGAUAAAACACAUCUUCCCGAUCUUGCCAUAACCAUCUCAAAGUGUGAUAGUGAUAAAGAUCCAUCACUAGAAGACUAUAUCAAUGAAAAUACUAAUCUGCAUGAGAAUGAAGAACAGAAUACUUUUAUGACAGAUAUGGUAACUGAUUUAGAAGACACUAGGACAGCAUCUCCACCUUCAUAUCCUCCUUUAGAAGAUGAAAUAAAUUCUGUAAAGGAAGAAGUUGAGAAAAUGAAGAACAUAUUUAAUGAAGAAUUGGUUCAAACAACAGAUAUUGAAGAUUCAUUUGUCAGUAUUGAGAAAGAUACAAAUACAAACAUUACUAUUAUUGAAAAUAAGAAAGAAGAAAAAGAUUUAAAUGAGACUGUCAAUGAAAAAUUAACAUUACCAAGUGAACCAACUUUAGAUACAGAAGAAGAAUCCAUUGAGUUAAAGAAGGACAACAAAAUAUGUUUGGAUGAACAAAUCAAAGUAGAAUUGACUGAUAUUAAUACUGACAGAGAUGUUGUUAAUCUGUUUGAAGAACAACCAUUAACAAUAGUUACUGAAAAUGAAGAAAAAAAAUUAUUGGAGAAACCAAAACGAGGACGAAGACCAAAAACAAGAAAGUUUUCUGAAUCGUCAUUGUCACUACCUAGAUAUGAAAUGUCAGCAGUAGAUAUUUCUACAUCAUCAAAGAGUAGUGGGAAACGAGGUCGACCACCUUCAGCAGAAAGAUCCAGAAGAUGCUUACGAUCUGAAGGCUGUGAAAAUUUAACUGCAGAUCCACUUCCUUUAUCCCAGCCUCCUCCUACCAUACCAUCACUCCCACCUCCACCACCAUUACCACCACCUCCACCACUUCCUCCUCCAUCACCAUUAGCAACUGUACAAAUGGAUGAUGUUUCAGUUAAAGAAGAAAACUUUGUUACACCUAUAAUACAUGAAAAUACCAACCUGAAUUCAAAUAAUGAAAAUAUGUCAAGUGUUUGUACAGAUGAAGUAACAGAAUCUUCAGAAAUGUCCAUUCUAAGUACAAAUAAUUUAGAAUUGAAGGAAAUGAUGCAAUCAUCUAAUGAAAAUGUAUCUUGCAUCAAAAACAAUGAACAAAUUACUGAACAGAUUAAAGGAGAACAAAGGAAGAGAGGAAGGAGAAAAAAGAAAACAUUAGACCAUCAUUCAAGUUAUUUUUCUCUCUCAAAUGAAAAAAUUGAUCCCAAACAUGAUGAGAAUGAUCAGAAGGAUCAUCAUAAGCCUAAAGAAUCAAGAUUGUGGCUCUCUAUUUCUUCUGAUAAAACUGUUUCCACUGAACAUAAGUUAAAUUCAAAAGAAUCAUCUAGUGCUUAUGAUGUAUUUGAAUUUAGAGAUUCAGAAGAUGAAGAAAUUACAUUUGAAAGAGAUCUUCAAUGUAGCAUAAAAGAAAGAUUAGAUUUAACCAGAACAUCAUAUGGGCAUGAUCAUAGACAUGGUCAUAUAGAAACAAAAAUUCCUGAAAUAACUCAUGAAAGGGAAAAGAAACAUGAUGAAUCACGACAUAAAUCUCAUCAUCAUGAUGAAAGAGACACCACUGGAAAAGAAUAUGUAACAGAACUUAGUCAGCAUGGGAAAAUAUCUAUCACAAUUCGCUUGCAUCAGAAAGAAGGUCAUGAUGGUAGUUCAACUGGUACUGCAGAAGUUGUCAAAACAUCAGAAGCUGUCUGUGGAGAAGAUCAUAAAAGUGAUAUAAUGCGUUCUGACAAAAAUAAUAACAAAGAAACAAUAGGUGCCGAAACUCGUUCUGCAACACAAGGUAGGCUAACAAGAAAAUCUACCAGACUUCAAUGUCAAAAUGCUCGAACAACUGUUGAUGAAGUAAUUGAAGAUGUAGUAAAGGGUCAUUUUAGAUCUCCCACUCAAAGUGAUAUGCCUGUUAGAGUGACUAGAAGAACUAGAAUAAGCAGACGCAGUGAAGACAAUACAAAUCAAUCAAUGGAUGAUAUAACUGCCAAUGAUAGUUUGGCAUCUGAGAAAGCAAAGAACGAACCUGUUUUUGUUAUCUUAGAUAAUGCAGUCAAAGAAUAUUCUACUGAAGUUAAAAAGUGCCUAAUUACACCACAAGAAAUUAUUUCAAAUAAAUCUACUUUAACUGCAGAAAAUGAGUCAAGUAAAUCUGAAACUAAAGUCUCAUUGAGAUCCUAUAGAAUUACUAGAUCAUCAACUAGAAUGGAAGCAAAUAAAGAUAACAUAUCUCCUAAAAAUUCUUCAGAUAAUACAAGAGAGACUAAUACUACUGACUUACAUAUUGAUUUGUCACAAAAGAAUGAUAUUCAUCUUUCAGAAUCAAAAGAAUCCUCUAAUAAUAAUAUAUUUCAAACAAAAGAUACAGUUGGAAAUGAAGGAUUUUCAGCUAGGACACCAUUACCUGUCUUGAAAGUAGAAUUACCAAAAGUAACCACUGCAUUAACUUCAAUUGAAAUGAAAACAGGUGAAAAUGAAGAUAGUGAUUCCAGAGCAAGUCCUACAGUAUUGAUUGAUCCAGUGACAGGAUAUCUAACACCUGUAAAUAAAAUUAUUGAUUCUAUGGAAGGAAGUGAGGGACAUUCAUAUUUGAAAUCUUCCAGAACAUCACAUUUAGAAAAAUUACCAGCCAGUACUGUUAUCACAAGCAAAGGAGAUCUUCCUUCUAUUAAUUCUUCAGAAAACAGUGCAAUAAGCCAUAAUUCCAGUUUAUUAAGUUUGCCAACUCAAACUCCAAUUAAAAAAUCUUCACCUGAAGUUACUAGUCAUUCUCAGAUGCCAAAUUCAAGCAUUGGACCAGUUUCUCUAUCUACACCAGCAUUGUGUAGUUCAAGCACAGGACAAAUAACUUCCACCAUACACCAUAUCUCAGACACAAAAUCUACAGCAUCUGUAUCAGAGGAAAAAGCAUCACCAGUUUCAAUGGAGGAAAAGUUUGAAAAACCAAUUACAGUUUUAAGUACACCUAUUGUUCAUGCAACUUUGAGUGUUACAACUAAUACAGAGAGCAAACCUUCUGAUUCAAUUCCUUUGUUAAAUGGAAAGCAGUUGCCACCUGUUGGACAACCCCAAGUGUCAGUUUCACAGGUUCCUGGUUGGCCAGUGACUACUAUUGGAGGCUCAUCAUAUAUAACGUACGGUUCAGUUCCUGCGCAACCAAUAACCACAAGUCAAACUACAAAAAAUCCAAGAAGCAGUGGAUAUUCACAAUCAUCUUCAAAAACACUUGUUUCAUUGACUUCUACAUCAUCAACUGAAACAAGCAUUGCCAAAGUUGUCACUCCAUUAAAAAUUUCAACAUCUAGCAUAACAGGAAGCAUUCCAACUGAAGCAAAAACUGAAACGACAAAUUCUUCUGUAACUCAAUCAGUUGUUCAUUCGGAUGGCACUUCCAUUGCAACAAAUGAAAGCAUUAGUUCAUCUAAUAGAACAUUGUUCCAUCAAUCAAGUCCUCUGCAAACCCAUGCUCGAACUGAUAAUUCUGCGGGUUGGAAUGUGUGUAAGACUCCACCAUCAAGAUCUUCAAAUUCAGAAGUAUCUAGACAUGCACACUUAUCAGUUCCUGCUUCAUCACCACCAAGAACAACUUCAGCUAUUGUAUUGACAACUACUAUUAAAACUGAACAGCAUUCAUCACCUCAGAUAUCAAAUACAACAACUAAAACAUCAUAUUCUUCUGCAUCUAAACAAAGUCCAACAUUCCUUCAUAAACCUGGAUUAGCUGUACCUUCUUAUGAAUCGUCAUCAUCUUCGCAUCCAUCACAUAGUUUAUCUGCAAAUAACAAUAGUGGUGGAGUUAUUGCAGAAUUACUUCAAAAUCCUCAUCUCCUACAGCAGCAUAAAGAUUAUUUUGCUGCAUCACAACAUCCAGCAUCAAGUAAUGCUCAAAUUGGAGAUCGUUUGACCCAUCUCGUCCGGUCAACAAACUCUACUUCAACUCUUCAUGCAGACAUAGCAGCAAGACUUGGAAAUCCUACUCCACCUCAUACACCAACUCCGCCUGUGACUUCAGCAACUCAUCCUUUACAACCACCAGAAAUACAUCCUGCUCAUGUUGCUGCAGGUUUGCAUCUGCGUCAGCCUCCUCUUAUUGUUCCUUCCCAUGCUCCUCUUGGAAUACAUCCAUCAGAUCUCAAUGCUUUUGUUCAUCAGCAGAUGAUGUAUGCUGCAGCACAUCCUCAUUAUGCAGCUAUGCAUCCAGAAUUGCGGGUACAACAAGAAGUGCAAGCUAGAGCAGCUGCCAUGGGUAUUGCACCAAGAUUUCCAUAUCCUCAUGUUCCACCUAAUGCUGGAUCAUCUAGUGGAUUCAGACAACCUCCUGAACCCCGUCAGCAUACAUCUGUAUCAGAUAGUAAAUCUGAUGCAAAACCUCUAAUUGAAUCAUCUAAAACAAUUCAAGAACAUAGAAUACAUGAAGAGAAAGAGAAACCUCAUCAUUUGACAAAGGGCAUCAGAAUAAAGCAAGAAAUAGAUAGAGAUGGAAAAUCUUCCACAGAAAUUAAAGGACAUCCAGUUCUUAGAAAUGAAGACCAAGAAUUAGCUGGAUUAGAAGGAAAACAGAUCAACUUACCCACAGGUCCUUUAACAGUGGGUGGAUUAAGACCACCACCAGUGCCAUAUCCUCCUUCCAUACGGCAACUGAAUCCUCAUCUAGCUAUUUCUGCACACGAGAGAAUAACUGAUUCUCCUGUUGUAGCUAAUUUAUAUGCGCAAGGUCAACUUAGGACUACUCCCCUUCAUCUUGUUGUACAGUCUGAUGAUCAUAAGGCUGAAGUCCAUCCUCAUUCUCAAUCAGUGAAAUCUCCAAUAGCAGAGAAAGAAUCUAAACCUCCAGCAGCUCAUCAAAAUCCACCCACAACUGUUCCUUAUCAUGCUUUGGAUACCUUAGGACAUCAUAACAGGCAGUCUUCAAUGAGUAUGCCUUCUGUCGGUUCUCCUGCUCCUGGUUAUCUGGAAGGUCGUCCCAUUGCUCAUUUAGCUCAUACUUCUGGAGCACUUGCAUUAAAAACUUUAGCACCACCUCAACCUAUAUCUCAGUCUCAUUCUACAGAAACACACAAUAACCAUGAAAGCCAUAAAAAAUCUUCAAGGACGCAUUCUCAUCAAGGACCAUCUCCAUCUCCUGGACCUUUGGGUCUGAAUACAGCACAUUCUCCACUUCCCAUUCCGCCCAAUUUCUCUUCACAUACUCCUCAUCCUACUGUUGUACCAUCUCAUACAUUUCCACCUCCAAAUACAGAAUCAAUUCAUAGAAGAAAUAGCCUUCAUCUCAUACCUCAGAUGGGUUCAGAAGCACCUAUACAUGCUCCUCCACCUGCACAUGCUAUGUCUCAACCUUCUGGUGUGCCAAGAACACAACCACAAACUCCACCUCACGCUAGUCAGGUUCCACCUCAAGGAGAUUCAUUUUUACUUCAGCGAUAUCCUGUUAUGUGGCAAGGACUGCUGGCUCUAAAAAAUGACCAAGCUGCUGUACAAAUGCAUUUUGUUUCUGGAAAUCCCAGAAUUGCCAGAGCAUCACUUCCACUCAUGACCGAAGGUGGAACUCCUCCAGUCAGAAUUGCCCAGAGAAUGAGACUUGAACAAACUCAGUUAGAGGGUGUGGCACGGAAAAUGCAGAUGUUAGAUGAACACUGCAUUUUGUUAGCCCUUCCUUGUGGAAGAGAUCACAUGGAUGUACUCCAACAAUCCAACAAUCUCCGAAAUGGUUUUAUUAAUUAUCUUCAACUAAAACAAGCUGCAGGGAUUGUCAAUGCAGCUGCUCCUGGUUCUCAGCAGCCUGCUUAUGUGAUUCAUAUAUUUCCAUCGUGUGAAUUCUCAAAUGAAAAUAUGGCCCGAAUAGCUCCAGAUUUACUACACAGUGUGAGUGAUAUUGCACAUUUAUUAAUAAUAAUUGCCACCGUAUGACAUCCCUCUCCUGAAAAUUCUUGGUGGCAAAGUUAUAGACAAGAAAAACCAAGUUGGUUAAAUCUGUUAGCUGUAUGCCAGUAAUUGAGCCCGACCCGCAGGCUUCACCGCACAAAAGUAGGGUCAGACCAUCUCAUAAGUUGACAUAACGUUAUCUUUCCGUCUAAUGUCUGAAUACUAAAAAUACAAAAAAUUUCCAAUUUUUGCCCAGCAAAAUUAUAAUAUAAAAAAACAAAACAAUGUAGAUCCGAGGAAAGAACACUUUUAAAGUGCACAGAAAGAUGGAAGGUAACAACGUAAACAAAAUGUAGUGUCUUUCAAAUAUCAGGAGUGUAACAGAAGAUGUUAAUUAUAACUUUGCUUCCAAGACUGUUGCAACAUGCAUCGAAGCUGGAAGCAUCUUAUCGACAUUCUAUAGUCAUUGUAUCUUGUGUAUAUGUGUGUUUUGUGUUGUGCAGCCACUUCACUGCCAUAGAACAAAAAUAACAGUUGUGACAGCAUGUUAUUCCCCAUCUGUAUAUUCAAACUAUGUGUAAUGGUGGGAUGUUAUUUCAGACCACUAAAAAAUAAGCGGCUUAUGAACUGGCAGGUUUGGCCCCGUACAAAUCGCUGACCAUUAACAUCCAUGGUGCCGAUCCGUAGCCCAUAACUUUGCAGAUAUUUCAGACGUCGUGUUCGACAAGUGCGUGUGCAUGUGUAUGAUCGAGAAGUGUUUAAUUAAUAAUUACAGAAAAAGUAUAGAAGCAGCAUGUGGUAAUGGAUGUAGUUUGUCACUGUACAUAUUUUGGUUUUUGCCUGAUUGUCUUGUUGUUAUUUUGUUUCAUUAAAUCAGAACAAUUGUAUAAAAUAUAUGGCAAUUCCUUCUGAAAUCAGGAGGAUGCACCAUCGGUAGGUGUAAGAUAUAUUAGCACAUCAGUGUUUUGUGUAUGACCAGAGCUUUGUGUAUCUACAAAAAAAAUUAGUGAAGUUGUGGCCCGGCCCUCAGUAUGCUAUAAAAACAUAGCACAAUUUAGAUAUAAUUGCAUUUAGAAAAAUGGAAAAAUGGCUGUUAUGUCGUCUGUGUGAAAUACAAGCUUAAAAUGUUUCAACCAUUGAUGAAAACUCAUCCAUUGGUGAAAUUGUAAGAAAAAAAAUAACAAAAAAUGUGAUGUCACCUUUUAAACAUGAGAUAGUAGUCUUCAUCUUAGAAAUUUUCAAAAUGUGAAUUGAAUUAAUCCUAACUGGAAAAAGUAAUUUGCAAUUAUAUUGCAAAUCGGACAGAUGUGUGUUCGAAGGGUUGAAAAACCUCAACCCAUAAUAUGAGCUGUAUUUAUAUCCGUGUCUAUUACAAAAACCCCAGUAUUCUAUCCUCGGUUCCUGUUUUAAAUGCACUCAUAGGUUUUAUUCAGUUUUUUGUUAUUUUUGGCAUUAUGCUGUACAAAAAAUCUUAGUCAUACAAGAUACAUUGUAAAAUCCCAUUAAUUUUUUGUCAUUACAAAGACCAUCAUACAAACAUGGUGCGCGUCACCUCAUUUUUAUUUUUAUUUUUCACAUUGAUUUAAUUCACUUAAAUCAGUCAAAUGAGUGUAUAUUUUGUAAAUAUAUGUAUGGUUCUAGUGAUUGUACAUUUUCUGAAAACAAAAAACAAAAAAAAAUGUUCUUCUGUAGAAUGUUAGUAUAAAUCUGAUGCCCAGGACAAAGUAACUCAGUGUACAUUCAUUAGUGAAAUUCUCUGUAUGAAACUAAAAUGCUGCUCUUUGCCGGCAUUCUUUGCAUGCACCCGGGCAACCAUAUGUAUCUUACGUGCAGGCACAAGAUUGCAGGAAAACAAAGCUGUUUUAAUCGAUGACCCUUAUGUUUGGUUUUCUUCUGUCUGUAUAUGCACACCUCACAGCUGAAAAAAUCAUCCACUGGUUCUCUGUAAUUUACAUGUUUUUCAUUGACUGUUUCUCCAUAUUUGCUCAAAGCCAUUGUUGCAAAGAGUAACAACAGAUAUUUUCACUUCUUUCAUUGUGAUUUUCACCAAGUUCAGCUGCUCUAUUUUUGAUGUGAAAAUUUCAAGUGUCUAUAUUUUGUGUGUUUAACAGCCCAGUAAUUGUACAUAUUCUAAAUAGGGCUGGUCUGGAAUUAAGAUCGUUUAUGUUUCCUCUGCUGACACACUCAAGAGCAGUGAGUUAAGUUAUUGGUAAGCAAAUAAAAUGUUAUCACGUAA